Molecule: messenger RNA, 1249 nt
Organism: Eupeodes corollae
Lineage: Eukaryota; Metazoa; Arthropoda; Insecta; Diptera; Syrphidae
Product: protein Exd1 homolog
Exons: 1
Coding region: 94-1116 (340 amino acids)
Biological process (GO): nucleobase-containing compound metabolic process
Molecular function (GO): nucleic acid binding; 3'-5' exonuclease activity
Source: RefSeq, a predicted model, not a curated record
AACAAAAUCAAACAAAAUUAUUCGUCCAAGAGCAGAUCAUAAAAUGUCAAAAAUCUGACUGUUUAACUUUAGUUUAGUGUUUUUUAAGAAGAAAUGGAAGUAGAUAACUGCGAAAUUGGCCAAAAUCUAAUUGUAGAACUUGAAAAUGAGAUUCUUGUCGGCGUUCUAAAGUUUAUAUCCAAAGACAAACGCGUAAUCGAACUCUCUAAUGUUAGAGACUUCAACAGCGGCUAUGUCUUCACAUCAUCACAAACCAUCCCAAGGCCACUCAUCAAGUCUAUAAAAUGCUGCAAGGAUGUUGAGGCGCCAGAAUCAACCUCUUCAUCAUGUUCAGAUCAAGACCAUGAAUUCGAUCGACCAAAACCGGAUUAUCUAGUCCCCAUAAGUGGUGAAGAGCUUGAUCGAAUCCAAGAACUCGUAUCCUCAAGCACAUACAUCUUCCAAGUAGAUCAACGGUAUCACAAAGCAAUCGCAAAUCUGAAACAACAAAGUGUCAUAGGACUGCACAUGGAGCCGUCGAAUUUUGGGCGCCACAAUCGCACAUCGCUGUUAGUUGUGACGACGUGUCAGAAUAUCUACAUAUUUGAUCUCAUUUCACUGGGUGCUAUAUUCAAGGAUCUGCGAAACAUUUUGCAAGCCAAGUCGCCAAGGAAAGUUUUAUACCACUCGAAUAAAAUAGCCGAUAACCUGAAGUACAAACACAAUGUUCAAUUAGACGGAAUAUUUGACUUAUUCGUCGCACACUGCCUUAUAUCGAAGCAAAAGAAGCUGACCAGAUUCGAUGAGUGCGUCGUCACUUAUCUCCGUAUUCCCAUAAAUUACUUUCAAGGAGACGAUGAGUUUCAGGCAAAGAUCUUCAAUAGGCCAUUGCCAAAAUCUCUCCUCGAUGUCCUAUCAAAAAAGACUGCAUUCCUUUUAAAACUCUACGAUCACAUGGUUCAUGAAAUUAUGCUUAAGAACUUUUAUAAACAAUGCAGAGAGUACUCGGAGUCCUUUACGAAGAAUGAGUGUGAUGUCGAGGUGGCGAUGCAGAUGGCACCUGGCUCAACGCAUGGAACCAGUUGCAUCGGAGACAAAGAAUGGGCAGACUUACUCGAGCUUCAUUUGAAGUUGUAAUCUUAAGUGAAAUUCUAAAUUCUUAGACUUGCAAGCUCAAAAAUGUGAUUUUGUACAAAAACAUCUAUUUGUAUAUUUUGUACAUACAUACAAGUUAAAUAAAUUAACAAUUGCAAUGAAUUGAAAUGAAGAA